Molecule: messenger RNA, 5190 nt
Organism: Scatophagus argus
Lineage: Eukaryota; Metazoa; Chordata; Actinopteri; Scatophagidae
Product: leucine-rich repeat-containing protein 4B-like
Exons: 3
Coding region: 741-2981 (746 amino acids)
Cellular component (GO): plasma membrane
Molecular function (GO): protein binding
Source: RefSeq, a predicted model, not a curated record
GCGCCGUCGCGUUUGCUGCCUGCGUUCCUCAUCAAGGAUGAUAAGGCGCAUGGAUGCACUCGUCCAGACCUCGUUUCUAAAUGUGAUAAUACUAACAUAAUUUUCUUGUAAGACCCUUAGUCUGAACUCCGUUCCCCCCCCCCCCCCGGUGUGUGUGUGGAUUGUGUUCAUCUUUAACCUGCCUUAACUGUAGCCCCCCGCGUUGCGUUGGCGCUGCGGAAUAGCCUACAAGAACAAGAGCCAGCUCACAGCAGUGGAAACAAGCGAAUCAAUUUAGGGACGAGAAAAGGAGAGAUAGACAGCGAGGUUGGAAAGCUGACGAUCGGGAGACGGGACGAGGAGAGAGAAAACAUCGACCUUACGCCGCAGCCACCGAAACAUUAAGUGAGAAGCAGCAGCCUCUACAGAGACACCACUUUCAAGAGCAAAUCCUUCCCCCAAUUUGAUUUUCAUUUUGAUUAUUGUCAUGGAAACAAAAAAUAUAGGGUUCCCUAAGAUGACAUGCUGAAAAGGGCAAGGUGUGUGAUAGUCAAAGAAGCAUGAGCAAAGUAAAAAGGGAACCUAUUAAUGAUAAAUAGUCUAUAACUACACGUUAUCUUCUCAAUUUUUAAAGUGACUGCUCGAAGGAGAAAAAAACUAAGAGCAUACAAUAUGAACAUUAAGAUAAGCACUUAAAUUACCUUGUCUGGAGGUGACAUAUCAACAUCAUAGCAAUAGGGGUGGGUCAUGACUCAGUUGCCAUGCGUCUUGUCAUGGUGACCAGCCCCUGUGCCCCUUCCCCCAUCCUCUGGUUGGUCCAGCUUUUGUUGUGGUUUCACAACCAUGGACCUCAGCUGACAGAGGCAGCACCACCAUGCCCCACCCCCUGUACCUGCUCCAAUCAGGCGAGUCGUGUCAUCUGUACGAGGAAGAGUUUGGAUCAAGUCCCAGACAGUAUUUCAGAGAACACAAGAUACCUCAAUCUACAGGAGAACACAAUUCAGGUGAUUAAGUCUGACACAUUUAAGCACCUGCGGCAUUUGGAAAUCCUCCAGCUCUCCAAGAACCACAUCCGGCAAAUUGAGGUGGGAGCUUUCAAUGGCCUUCCCAACCUCAACACUCUAGAGCUUUUUGACAACCGUCUCACAGUGGUGCCGUCGCAAGCCUUUGAGUACCUCAGCAAGCUAAGGGAACUAUGGCUACGAAACAACCCCAUCGAGACACUGCCGGCAUUUGCCUUUCACCGUGUUCCCUCUUUACGUCGUCUCGAUCUAGGGGAACUCAGGAAGCUGGAUUUCAUCUCAGAGGCUGCCUUUGAAGGUCUGGUCAACUUACGCUUCUUGAAUCUUGGCAUGUGUGGCUUGAAGGAUAUCCCUAACCUUACGCCACUAGUACGACUAGAGGAGUUGGAGCUGUCAGGGAACCAGCUGGGGAUAGUCAGGCCUGGAUCAUUCCAGGGCCUAGUAUCACUUCGCAAGCUGUGGCUAAUGCACUCAAGAGUGUCAGUUAUUGAACGCAAUGCUUUUGAUGACCUCAAAAAUUUGGAGGAGCUCAACCUCUCCCACAAUUCCCUGCAUUCUCUGCCGCAUGACCUCUUCACCCCUUUGCACCAGUUGGAGAGAGUACAUCUCAACCACAACCCUUGGGUGUGCAACUGUGAUGUUCUGUGGCUCAGCUGGUGGCUGAAAGAAACAGUUCCCAGCAACACCACAUGUUGUGCUCGCUGCCAUGCGCCCCCAGGUCUAAAGGGAAAGUACAUUGGGGAACUAGACCAGAGUCACUUUACCUGCUUUGCCCCAGUGAUUGUUGAGCCACCCACUGACCUCAAUGUCACUGAGGGCAUGGCUGCUGAGCUGAAAUGUCGCACUGGAACCUCGAUGACCUCUGUGAAUUGGUUCACUCCAAAUGGCACUCUGAUGACCCACGGAUCAUACCGAGUUAGGAUCUCAGUACUUCAUGACGGAACGCUGAACUUCACUAACGUGACUGUGCAAGACACUGGGCAAUACACUUGCAUGGUAACCAACUCUGCUGGAAACACCACUGCAACCGCCGUGCUCAAUGUGUCUGCUUCAGACCCCAGCAACAGCUACAGCUAUUUCACCACUGUCACUGUGGAAACAGUAGAGACAGUAAGAGGAGAUGAGGAGAACUCAGCAAGACAGUAUAUUAAUGAGACCUUCAUAGAUUUUCCUAAUCCUACUGUUCAAAGAGGAGUGUUAGAGGGCCGACCUGGCAUCACUAUAUCGCCUUCUCUCUCUUCUCUUUCUUCACUGUCUCCACGACCCAACAGAGCUACUGAAAAUGCAGUGACUGUGUCCAUAAUAGAUGUGACUAACAUUCCAGGCCUGGAUGAUGUAAUGAAAACAACUAAGAUCAUCAUUGGUUGCUUCGUGGCUAUUACUUUUAUGGCAGCUGUAAUGUUGGUGGUCUUCUAUAAGCUUCGGAAGCAGCAUCAGCUACACAAGCACCACGGUCCUGCCAGAGCCAUUGAAAUUGUCAAUGUGGAAGAUGAGAUCGGAGCGGGGGCUGGGAGUGGCAUCUCAGGUGGUUCAACAGUGAAUUCUGGCGUUGGUGGAGAAGGAACCUUAAGAAUACAUCAUCCAGAGAUAGUCAACAUUCCUAGUAUUGGCCGUACAGAUACUCUCAACCAUUACUACAAGACCCAUCAUUUCAACAACAACGUAAUGGGUCUAAGUAUUGGCCCUGAAGGGAUGGGACCGGGAGGGAUCCUCAAUAACAAGAACCAGCAAGGCCAGGAUAUGCCCAUCUCCUGUACAUCAGUCCCAAUCUCUACAUCUAAUUUGCUCUCCUCAUCAGGCAACGGCACCAACACCAACCCUUGUUCUAUGUCUCCAACGCUGCCGAUGUCUCUCCCCGUGCCUACCAUGGGCUUACAUGGAUCGAUCAAAGGUUUCAUGGGCCAAAACCAGAAUCCCCAAAUGGAGCCUCUUCUCUUCAAGGGGAGCUCAAAGGAAAACGUCCAAGAAACUCAAAUCUAAAAACAAAAGCGAGAGUAUAGAGAGAGAGUGAGCAAGACUCGGAGACAGAGAGGGGAUUGAUGUUGGGUUUAUGCGUGGAAUGAUUAGACACUAGAGUGCAUUGACAUUACACCAGGAGAGAGGAUAGACUGACACGGCAAUACACAAACACAUAGACUUAUCCGUGACAGUGUACUGAGCCAAGGAUUACCACAAUGGGCCACUUGUGUUUGUAGUAACGAUCAUGGCCAUGGAGAUCAAGGAAUGGACAUUGCUACAAUGUAAAUCUGUGCCAAAGCAAAUGUUUUUUGCAGUUUCUACAAGCUGUGUUCUCAUAGGGAAAAACUAGCCUUUCAGAGUAAUCAGUCCCCAAAUCGUUGUUGGCCAGCAGAGAUGAAAGACAUGCAUAGCACUCACCACACUGAAGAUCGGAGAUAUUACAGAACAAAAUCCAAGAGACAUUUUUCUUCCACACAAAACACAAGCCACACUCUCUCUCGUGUGACUCAAUAGACUCCCUCAAGGUGACAAUUAUGUAGGCAUAAAUAGAUGGACAAAAAGGUACAGUGCAGUACAAACUACUGUGAAAAAUCCACAAAUUAUAUAAAUAUAUUUUCAUUUAAAUAUGUAUCAUUGCAGACUCCGAUGCAGAGAUAUUUUGGGGUGCAUAAGCUGGUAUAGUUUGUUUCUUUGUGAAUAAUCAGGGGCGGUGAUAGUGGAUGUUGGUUAUGAUACAUGUUUUAAGUUUGGCUACUUCUCAGAAACAUAAGGGCUCAAUUGCAACACUCAUUGUGAAUCUUUGAAUUGGCUUUGUGACAUAAAGUCCAUUUAGGUUGUAGAACAGUAAAUGCUGAUCUCUGUUUGACAGACUUUUUUCUGUUGCUUCAGUAAUAAUCAUAACAAACUUUUGUGUUCUGAGAGUGUAUUAUGUAUUUUGUAAAAGCCAGCUACUUGGUAUUUGAAUUGACAAUUCUGAUACUUAAAUGCCAGCAUCAAACAAUGGUAAAAUGAUGUUCCACAAACACAGAAAGGUGAUCCAAUGCAAAGACCUGUAUGGGUAAAAUUAAGUGUUGACAGUGUGUUAUUUGAAUCAGAUCAGUAGCCAGAUAUUUGCUUUUAGACAGGAACUUGAUAUGACCUCCUUGCUCAUGGUUACCAUAAUCAUGCCAUAAAAUGCUGUCAUAAGGAUGAUUAAACAUCUAACUGCAACAGCAUUUAAGAAGGGAUUAAACAUCCAUCUUAGGAUGAUUGGAAUGAAUGGAAAUGUACAGUAUAUUAAUAAUAAUAAUGUCUGGUUGUAUGACAAUUGUAAGAUCCACAUUUUUACAGUGUAACUUUCAUAUGUUAAAUGCCAUUUACGCUUCUUGCGUUUCAACUAUGUAUUUCUUUAUUUUUGUUAGUUUGAUAUAAUGUGUACAGUUGUCUAGCCAUGUAUCAUUACGUGUGAAAUAAAUCAAUCAUAUAUUGGGUUGUGGCUGGUCAAUAUGGCAACCACAUAAGUAAAGAGUGAGAUAUUAUGUGGGCCUCUGUGCUAAACCUGGAUUGAGUGUAUGGUUUGUGGUUUAGCCAUUAGUCAUCCUGUUAAUGAUAGCCUGUAACAUGUUCAGACAGGCUUUUAGUCACUGUCCUAUAGAUGUUCUACAGACACUACUAGAUUUACAAAAGGACUGUGUUAACAGAAGGAGAUGAUCCUAUUUUUUUGUCUAAAAUCAGCAUCUCACUAUGCUUCUCCCAUGGUGCUUCUUUCAUGCAAUUUUGGAAAGAGGUUGAAAUUGGAAUAAGACUGAGGAAAGACAUACAUUGAGUAAUUUACCUUUUUUGGGUGACAGAUUGUAUUUAUCAAGCAAGAACUUAAAAUGUUUGUUGCAAUUGAGCACAAACUGGACAUGCAGCCAGUUAUUCCACACAAAUGUACCUGAGAUAGUAUUAUCAACAAAUUCAUAUCAACAAGAAUUUUGACUGUAAUGCAGCUCUGUAUCCGAUUUUGCUGUUCUUUUAUAGCUCCUAUAUAUAUCUAUAUAUAUAUACAGGAGCUGUUUUGUGUGAGUGAUAAUGAUGGUUUUUCUUAUCAGCAACAAGCCCAUACUUAUUGGAAGAAAAGGAACACUGAGAGAUAGUAAUAAUGGUGAUGAUAAUAUGAGUGAUGAUAUCAGACAAACCCUUCCCAGAUUGUGCUGUCACAGAGGUUAAUCUAUGAAAGGAACAACUUCUACAUCAGUGCACGCCAACA